Molecule: messenger RNA, 372 nt
Organism: Rangifer tarandus platyrhynchus (Svalbard reindeer)
Lineage: Eukaryota; Metazoa; Chordata; Mammalia; Artiodactyla; Cervidae
Source: the annotation of a GenBank genome assembly
AUGCAGCUCCCAUCGCACAAGCUUGCUGCCUUCCUGCACCUGCAGCUGCUGCCACUAUCACCCUAUUUGGGGGGGGAGCUGGUUUUCUCUUCCUGGUGUGAUGACAUUGGAAAGAGCAGAGAGAGGAGGGCAGGCUGGCCCCCAGGAACAGAAGCACUGGCAAGCCGCCCUCCUCUCAGGCCUGCUCACCUUGAAAUUGUUCUGUUAGCCAGUUGCCCCUCGGGCCUGCACAGAUACCUCAUCCGCCCGCUGCCCGUGUCCCUCCCCGCCCCCUACUGCGGCAGUGGGGGGCCUUGGAAUCUAGUGCCGAAUGACUAUGUCCAGAUUGGUGACAAUGGGUGUUGUUGCUGUUGUUUUUGUUGUUGUUCGUGA